GACGUCACUUCCCAUUGUGUGCGUCUGCAGGGCUGUUGUAGUGACACUCAGACGGAGGGCUUCUAUGCUAAGCAAGCGACUAACCGCAUUAAACCCGUAGAGAGAAGCGGCUUGUUUGUCUUAAGUUAUAAACUCGGUUCGGCCAUCAAUAACGUACUUGAGUGGACUUUAUACACCACUCUGCUUGCUUAGGUAAAAGAGUGCCGCAGCUUCUAACCGAGCACGCCGCCGCUCCUGCCCGUCUCCGCCGCUGCGAGAGAAGAAAACAAGCUCGGUGAGCAGUGCGCUAAAGCUGUGUGAUCAUUGACAGAGUUCAGUACACACAAGCUCCCAACCGUAACUUGUCGGCGCAUCGUGCAGCUUAGCUCAGUCGUUCUUCGGAAAGCCACGGUUGCGGAUAUUUUUUGCCUCCGAAGUCGAGGUGUUCUAUCAUAUAAUCUUAAGCUACUGUGAGGCACUUACCUAAUAAGACCAGUUUCCAUCAGCUUCCCUGCAGCCCCCUACCUACCCCAACAGUCUUCUGCCCCAGCAUGGAUGAAGUCACUGUUGUUAAAGAAGGAUGGCUCCACAAGAGAGGUGAAUACAUCAAAACAUGGCGACCUCGCUACUUCAUCCUGAAGAGCGAUGGAUCCUUUAUCGGAUACAAAGACAAGCCGGAGGUGUCCAGUGACCUCAGCCUGCCGCCGCUCAACAACUUCUCCGUCGCAGAGUGCCAGCUGAUGAAGACGGAGCGCCCCAAGCCCAACACAUUUGUAAUUCGAUGUCUGCAGUGGACCACUGUUAUAGAGCGGACUUUCCAUGUGGAGACCAACAGCGAGAGGGAGGAAUGGAUGCAGGUGAUCCAGACAGUAGCAAACAGCCUGAAGAGUCAGCAGCAGGACGAGGAGCCCAUGGAGAUAAAAUUUGGCUCGCCCAGCGACAGCAGCGGCGCAGAGGAGAUGGAGAUUGCUAUGUGCAAAUCCCGUUCAAAAGUGACCAUGAGUGACUUUGAUUACCUGAAGCUGCUCGGCAAAGGGACGUUUGGAAAAGUGAUCUUGGUUAAGGAGAAAGCUACAGGGAUGUACUACGCCAUGAAAAUCCUCCGCAAAGAAGUCAUCAUUGCUAAAGAUGAGGUGGCUCACACAGUUACAGAGAGCAGAGUUCUCCAAAACACACGGCAUCCUUUUCUAACGACACUAAAAUAUGCAUUUCAAACACACGACCGGCUAUGCUUCGUGAUGGAGUAUGCAAAUGGAGGAGAACUCUUCUUUCACUUAUCCCGGGACAGGAUAUUCACAGAAGAUAGAGCACGGUUCUAUGGUGCAGAAAUAGUAUCAGCACUGGAGUAUCUACACUCACGCAAUGUCGUUUACAGGGACUUAAAGCUGGAGAACCUGAUGUUGGACAAAGACGGCCACAUAAAGAUAACAGACUUUGGGCUGUGCAAGGAGGGAAUUACAGACGGUGCCACCAUGAAAACCUUCUGUGGAACUCCAGAGUACCUGGCGCCAGAGGUACUGGAGGACAACGACUAUGGCCGCGCCGUGGACUGGUGGGGACUGGGAGUGGUGAUGUAUGAGAUGAUGUGUGGUCGGUUACCAUUCUACAACCAGGACCAUGAGCGUCUGUUUGAGCUCAUCCUCAUGGAGGAGAUCCGCUUCCCGAAGACCCUGGCGCCGGAGGGCAAGGCCCUGCUGGCAGGCCUGCUGAAAAAAGAUCCCAAACAAAGGCUUGGAGGUGGACCAGACGAUGCCAAAGAUGUAAUGACCCACAAGUUCUUUGCCUUGAUAAACUGGCAGGACGUGAUUGAAAAAAAGCUUAUCCCACCCUUCAAGCCCCAAGUAACAUCAGAGACAGACACCCGUUACUUCGAUGAUGAGUUCACAGCACAAUCUAUUACAAUAACUCCUCCAGACAAGUAUGACAGCUUAGAUGUUGAGGAUUCAGAUCAGCGUACACACUUCCCUCAGUUCUCCUACUCUGCCAGCAUACGGGAAUGAUCACUAAGACUCAUGAACAAGCAGGCAGGCUGGCACACAAUCACAAUCCCAAUCCCACAUGCACCCUUGCACUGGUGAGGAAUAUAAAAUAAAAAAUAAAAAAAAUGACACAAAACAAA
Poecilia latipinna (sailfin molly) is the source of this 2098-nucleotide messenger RNA. RefSeq names its product v-akt murine thymoma viral oncogene homolog 2 (gene akt2). The transcript is spliced from 14 exons. Gene Ontology annotation, biological process: protein phosphorylation. Gene Ontology annotation, molecular function: ATP binding; protein serine/threonine kinase activity. Lineage: Eukaryota; Metazoa; Chordata; Actinopteri; Cyprinodontiformes; Poeciliidae. The record is from RefSeq and is a predicted model, not a curated record. Bases 531 to 1979 code for a protein of 482 amino acids.